AUGAGGAAUGCUGGCAUAGGUGUAACGGGAGUUUACAACCUCAUUGCUAGUCAGUCUGGUGGAUUUGAUAGGGUGCCGUUUACGAAAAUGCAUUUACACAAUCAGAUAGGCAAACAAAGGAGGCAGCUAAAGUCUGAUGUUGAAAAUGCUAUUUUGUACUUGAAGGAUUUGCGCAAAAAAGAUCCGGCAAUGUUUUGGCGACAUCAUGCUAACGAGGAUGGCAAAGUGGAACUUUUGUUUUGGGCAGAUGGAAUUAGCCAAAAGAACUAUGAAGUAUUUGGUGAUGUUGUAGCGUUUGACGCUACGUACGGGAAAAACAAAUAUCAGUACCCAUUUGUAAUAUUUUCUGGACUAAACAACCACAACCAAACAACGGUGUUUGCCUGUGCAAUAAUUGCAAAUGAAAGUGAAGAGACAUAUGUUUGGCUACUUGAAAGAUUUCUUGAGGCAAUGAGAGGAAAGUUUCCUACAUCUGUAAUUACUGAUGGGCAUUUGUCAAUGAAAAAUGCAAUUACCACAGUAUUUCCUAGUGCUCAUCAUAGAUUAUGUGCCUGGCACUUGCUGCAGAAUGCUACAAGAAACAUAAAGAUUCCAGGUUUCACUCAACAGUUCAAAAGAUGCAUGUUGGUUGACUAUGAGGUGGGUGAAUUCAAACAUAAGUGGGAAUCUGUUGUAUCAAAAUUCGGUUUGGAAGACAAUGAAUGGGUGAUGGAACAUUAUGAAAAUAGAAAGAUAUGGGCAGUAGCUCAUAUAAGGGGCUGUUUUUUUGCUGGGUUUCGCACAACAUCAAGAUGUGAGAGUUUGCAUUUAGAAAUCAAGAAGUUCAUACAUUCAAGGUAUAACCUUUCAGAGUUUUUAAAACACUUUCACAGAUGUUUGAAUUUUAUGCGGUUUAGGGAGGAAGAAGCAAAGUUGUCAUCGGUUGUUGGGAAGGCACCCCUAGAAACUCCCUUCAAGCUACUUGAGAAGUCAGCUGCCUCUGUGUACACGCCGGCCAUAUUUGAGAAAUUUUGGGGUGUUAUUGUUAAAGCAUUCUUAGUGUAUGUUAGUGGUCGUAGAAGCACUGCCACUUUCAAGAUAUUCACAGUUUCGAAGUUUCGAACACCGAGCAAGGAAUGGCAUGUAUCUUUUUAUCCACCAACACCAAUGCUGAAAUGUUCUUGUCAACGGAUGGAGUCAAUUGGGCUUCCAUGUGAGCAUAUUAUAGCUGUUAUGGUAAUUUUAGGUAUGCAUGAAAUUCCACCUAGUCUUGUGCUGCAUAGGUGGACCAAACGUGCUAGAGAUGUAAUUGAAUGUUAUGCUGCUGAUGUCAGUGGUAAUUGGGGUUCUGUUAACAUGGCUCACCAUGCAGUGUUACUAAAUGGUUGUAGAGAAAUGUGCAAAUUGGCCGGUGACUCGGUUGAAGAUUUCACAAGCACUAGACACCUUAUUACUACACAUACUGAAAGACUGAAAGAGAAGAAAAAGGACAACACGGUACAUGACAACAUUGAUGAAAACAAUCAAUCUGUCCCGUUGAGGAACCCCGACCGUGCCAAGCGCGCAUAUGGUGGUGCAAGUACAUCGGGCACGAAAGGUCAUCGUCGUAGAAAGACUACGUGUAGUGUAUGCAGGACACCUGGGCACAAUAAAGCGUCGUGA
Molecule: messenger RNA, 1641 nt
Organism: Lotus japonicus
Lineage: Eukaryota; Viridiplantae; Streptophyta; Magnoliopsida; Fabales; Fabaceae
Product: protein FAR1-RELATED SEQUENCE 5-like
Exons: 1
Coding region: 1-1641 (546 amino acids)
Biological process (GO): regulation of DNA-templated transcription
Molecular function (GO): zinc ion binding
Source: RefSeq, a predicted model, not a curated record